CUCCCUGAAGUUUGCAAUGCGGGCCCAUUGUCCGACUCCGACGUGGACGAUGAUCAAUUGCAAUUCGGCAAAAUCUUGCAGAGAAGAUGGUCGCACCCAAAUGUACAUAGGUACGUAUCUCGCACGUUCUACCGUGAAGAUAGGUCACGCAUCAUGUGACGCAGCUGUUGUGCUGCGUGUAUUGGCGUUGAAUCAGCUUUUUUGAAGUUGAGAGUUUUUGGAGGUGAGCCCCAUCUUGCCAAGCAAGACAAGGUGGCGCACAACGUGCCAUGGCUCCACCUGAGGCAGGAAGCAGCGGUCCUGCCAUGAGCUCAAGGGUUCUGCGGUCGACCCCUUCUAGAAUGACUAGAGACAAAGCCGUGAGCGACAGCGAGAGGACCAUGACAGGGCAGGGGGAGGGGAUGGCCCAAAGCCCAACUAGUGUAAGGAAGGGCUUCAAGAAUGAGGGCACUCACCCACAACUACAAGAUGCAGUGAAGCAAGAUCUGUCCUUCUCAAAUGCUCUGAGCCAGGGAAGCGACGUGCCCAUUCAGACCAAGGUUCGGAAGGUUGGAUCCGUGAGGACGUCUCUCGGUCCGGCAGAGAAUGCUACUGCCAAGACACUGCUCAAGAGUCUGAAAAGGAAGGAGUGCUCGGCGGGGAAAGAACCUGAGGCAUCGAAGAAGGCUAGGCGGUCAAAUCCAGGAGUUCGUGUUGUCGGAGGCAAGGUUUACGACAGCGAGAACGGCACCACUUGUCAUCAAUGCAGGCAGAAGACUUUGGAGCUGACCGCGGUUUGCAAGCAGAGCAACUCGAAGUGCAAGCGGGGCUUCUGCAGCAAGUGCCUCUUUAACAGGUAUGGAGAGAAGGUGGAGGAUGUGACCCAAUUGGAGUCCUGGGCAUGCCCGUUUUGCCGGGGCUUGUGCAACUGCAGCAACUGCCGGAAGAAGAAGGGCCUGCAAGCCACGGGCAUCCUGGCGCACGUCGCAAAGGCCCAGGGGUUUGUCUCGGUUGCCGCUCUUUUGAAGAUCGCCCCAAAGGCAACUCAGCCAUCUUCUUCCGAGCGGAUUCUCAAACAAACGAGCCCCAACUCUGCUGAGAUGCCGCAUGCCGGUCGCCCUUCCGUAUCCACCCCGGCAAAAAACCCUCCCAAGGCGAGGACACUCGAUGCGACCAACACCAAAGCCCACUCUUCUCACACAGCCGGUGCCAGGACGCCAAACUCAAAUCGGCGCAAGUCAUCGACAGCCAGCCCCGCUGCGGAGGCUGCCUUGGCUCUGCCUUAUCUUGUGUCGGAGACAGUCCCCGAAACUCCGGAGCCUCUCACUCCCCCAACGAAGAGGCUAAAAGCACCCGGGCUUGGCCUAACCCCUCCCAAACAGCAGGCCGAAGCUCAGCGGUUGGCGGAACUGGGUAGCGGCUCAGAUGGCGAGAAAGGAGAACGGCAGGCGUCCCCUGAGGUGGCCCCCAAGGUCGAUGCAGGAGUGGUGGAGAAAAAGAAGAGAAAGAGGAAGGCGGUGCUCCCCGUCGAGGCUGUGACGCAGCUGCCUCGCCCCACCUCGUCUCCUGUCGAGACGCUCCACGGAGUGCCCGUCCCUGCUGCACUUGUGGGCGACGUAUUGCAGAUCCUGGAGUUUCUGGCAACAUUCACGGAGGCGAUCGACAUUCCGCACCUGUCAGAAAGCAAGCUGUUGCACGAGCUGCUCGAAGCGGAAAAGCUGCCCCGAGGGGACCGCUGCAUGCUCGGACAGGUCCAAGCUCGGCUGCUGUCUCUGGUGCUCGUAGAGCGGGGCCAGGCGCCCGUGAGCGCCUCACGGUGGCUGCCCGCCCUGCACGACCACGUAAACGCUCACCCCCUCAUGCACCACAUUCUCGAGCGACAACUGGAAGCCCGCCAGCAGAGCCCAAAUGAGAAGGAGCCAGUCGUGGAAGAGACGCCGGACAGGAAGUGUGGGAGUGUGCAGAAAUCGAGGAGGGAGUCGGAUGUAAAGUCAGUUGGAAGAAGCGAGGAGGAAGGGGAUACGGCGGUGAAUGGACUGAGCGAGGGGGUGCGGAUCUUGGAGGCACUGGCGGAUCAGAAGACGGGAUACAUGCAGCUCAGUCCUGCCGACCGGGUGUUCCUGCUGAAGCUGCUGUGCGACGACGCCCUCGAGACGGCCGCGGUGCGCGCUGUCAUGGAAUCCGCCCUUACCGCCGCGGAAGAAGCCGCGCGACGGCAGCGGAAGGACGUGACGACGGCGCGGGAGGAGGCCAAGGAAGCGCGGGCCAAGCUGCGGGAAGUAGAGAUGGCCCAGCUGCUGGGCUUGAAGGGCGAGCGCACCCCGCUCUCCCCUUCCGCGGAGGAGAGGAUCGUAGCGGUUGUGCGCGAGCAGGCUGCGAAGCUCGCCGCCGCGGUAGCUGCAACCAAGCGCCCUGCGAGUGGCUGCCCGGAAGGGGUCGAGUGCCGCGAGAUGCGCCUUCCGCCGCUGGGGGGGGAGCCUCGGGGCGUGCACUACUGGAAGCUGGCCGGGGCUGACGAACUUUUGAUGACCCAGGAUAUGGCGCCACAGCGUUUGCACGGGGACAGCUGGUUGCAGUCUACUCCAGACGAAAUCGCUGCUUAUACGACCGAGUUGCGAUCGGUUGGGUUUCCGGGGCAGCGCUUAGAAGCAAAACUAAGAGCCGCUUUUCUUGAGGAAGAAGGGCAGGAAGCUUGACUUCGAAGAUGUCACGUAUGAGAGCCCUUGCACAAGGGGCGCGGCCAACGGUAGCAGUGACGCGAUAUCUGCACGGCCAUUCAAUGUUGCAGAUUGACUGUACAUUCAAACCAUCUGGCCUGAUGUACAUUCAAACCAUCUGGCCUGAGGAACUGCAACCCAUGUGGCUU
This is a messenger RNA of Klebsormidium nitens, 2845 nucleotides long. Lineage: Eukaryota; Viridiplantae; Streptophyta; Klebsormidiophyceae; Klebsormidiales; Klebsormidiaceae. The record is from the annotation of a GenBank genome assembly.